UUAUUGUUGUGGUCCUUUACAGAAGGUAUUCCUGUAAAUAUGAAUCUCACCAGGAAUAUUUUCAGAAUUGUUACCAGUGCAGCACUAUCCCGCACACCAACUCAUCUUAUAAAAGGUCACCCACAAAGAACCCUAAUGGAUGGAGGAAUUUCUGCAAUAAAAACAGAGAACUCAGGAGAUGAAUUCUUGAAAGAAGCUCUUGUUAUUCUAAUGCAGGAUGCGGUGCAAAAGGGGACAGACAGGGGCCACAAGGUGUGUGAGUGGAUGGAGCCAGAGAAACUUCAUGAAAUCCUGGACUUAAAACUACAGAGAAACGGCGAAUCUCAGGAAGUGCUGCUGGGCUACUGCAGGGACAUCGUCAGGUUUAGUGUCAAGACAGGGCAUCCACGGUUCUUCAACCAGCUAUUCUCUGGAUUAGACCGACAUGCGCUGACUGGUCGCAUCUUAAGUGAGACCUUGAACACUAGUCAAUAUACCUAUGAAGUUGCUCCAGUCUUUGUUCUGAUGGAGGAAGAAGUACUCACAACACUGAGGCAUUAUGUCGGCUGGACAGCAGGAGAUGGGAUUUUCUGCCCAGGGGGCUCCAUUUCCAACAUGUACGCUAUAAAUGUGGCCCGAUUUCAUCGCUUCCCACAUGCUAAAGAGAAGGGGCUGAGUGCACUGCCGAGGAUGACUAUAUUCACAACACACGAGAGCCAUUAUUCAGUCAGAAAGGGGGCAGCAUUCCUGGGCAUUGGAACAGACAACAUCAUCCUUGUACAGACAAACGACAGGGGAAAAAUGUUGCCUGAAGAUUUAGAGAAAAAAAUUGAGAAAUCAAAAUCUGAGGGUGCAGUCCCUUUCUUGGUCAGUGCAACCUGCGGAACAACAGUUCUAGGGGCUUUUGAUCCUAUCGCAGACAUUGCUGAUGUAUGUGAACGACAUGGCUUAUGGCUACAUGCAGAUGCUGCUUUUGGUGGCAGUGCCCUCUUAUCCAGCAAGCACAGACAUCUUUUACAUGGCAUAGAAAGGGCAAAUUCUGUCACUUGGAAUCCUCAUAAAAUGCUGGGAGUUGGUCUGCAGUGUUCAGCCUUUCUCCUUCCGGACACGACAGGACUAUUACAGCGAUGCCAUGCAGCUAAUGCCACAUAUCUCUUCCAAACGGACAAAUUUUAUGACCUUAAGUAUGACACUGGAGACAAAUCAAUCCAGUGCGGUCGAAGGGUGGACUGCUUGAAGCUUUGGUUGAUGUGGAAGGCACUCGGGUCUCAAGGUUUGGAAAAGCGAGUGGACAAGGCAUUGGAACAAACUAGAUACCUGGUGGAAGAAAUGAAGGCGAGGGAGGGUUUUUGUCUAAUUAUGGAGCCAGAAUUCGUGAACCUGUGUUUCUGGUAUGUGCCACCCAGCCUUCGAGACCAGCAGGAUUCCCCGGAUUACUGGCAGAGACUAGGAAAGGUAGCUCCGGUAAUAAAGGAGAGAAUGAUUAAGAAAGGCUCCAUGAUGGUUGGAUACCAGCCCCAUGGAGACAGAGUAAACUUCUUUCGUCAAGUUCUUGUGAAUCCUGCACUAACUAAGACUGACCUGGAUUUUUUCCUGGAUGAAAUAGAACUAUUAGCAGAGGACCUCUGAUUAUUUUGUUUGAACAUAACAAAACUACGAAAGUUAUAAUUACAUAGUUACAAGCAAUAAUACAUUUUAUUUGCAGAUCGGCACAGGGAAAUCUCCUAUUGUCUCAGGCAGCAGUGGCAUAAUUAUAGAGGAACAGGGGGAGGGGACCAAGGCAUCUAUUUCCUCUAUAGCAUUACAUUCCCCCCUCCCUUACACUUUACUCCCAGGAGAGGGGGGUUGCAGCAGGGGUAGUGUUGAGUGCCAGAGCAGUUAUGUGCAUGGGGACUCUACAAAGUUUUUUUUUGGCAAGUGGGCCCGGCACACUCUUGUUAGACUCCUGUCAGACAGGAUAAAUAUAUGCCAUUGUCCAUAAGUGAGAAGGAACCCUUUAAAUGGGAUAUACACUCAAAAAAGAAAUGCAAGUAAAAUUACUCAGAAUGCUCUUGUGUGCAACUAAUCAUUCAGAUUAAAUAAAGUAGUAAAAAUAACAAAU
This is a messenger RNA of Xenopus laevis (African clawed frog), 2080 nucleotides long. It is a transcript of the gene csad.L, whose product is annotated as cysteine sulfinic acid decarboxylase L homeolog. Bases 40 to 1608 code for a protein of 522 amino acids. Gene Ontology annotation, biological process: taurine biosynthetic process. Gene Ontology annotation, cellular component: cytoplasm. NCBI's taxonomy places the organism in Eukaryota, Metazoa, Chordata, Amphibia, Anura, Pipidae. Gene Ontology annotation, molecular function: sulfinoalanine decarboxylase activity; carbon-carbon lyase activity; pyridoxal phosphate binding. The transcript is spliced from 15 exons. The record is from RefSeq and is a predicted model, not a curated record.